Fonsecaea multimorphosa CBS 102226 is the source of this 657-nucleotide messenger RNA. RefSeq lists its product as uncharacterized. The transcript has 4 exons. Bases 1 to 657 code for a protein of 218 amino acids. Gene Ontology annotation, biological process: mycotoxin biosynthetic process. Lineage: Eukaryota; Fungi; Ascomycota; Eurotiomycetes; Chaetothyriales; Herpotrichiellaceae. The record is from RefSeq and is a predicted model, not a curated record.
AUGCUCUUGUCAAAAUCCAGCGAAUAUUCAGAUGUCAGAUUGGACGAUGAAGAAAUCAUAAUCAACCAUCCUGAAAACAGAGUCUGCAAAGGGCCGUGGCCGUAUCUGCCGUGGGCCUUGGCCAUUUUCCUCUCGCUCCUAUUGAUACGGAACAUAUGGGGACAGAGCGAAGAGUCCAGAGAACGGCAAGCUUGGGGUUCCUAUGAAGCAGGCUUUGCAACAGACAUAGAUCAGACCAGGCCCCUGAUUCGACUGAAGCAAGUCCAAUUCUACGGUUCAUUUCGCGUCAAUGAUGAAGGCAUCUGGCACUUGAGUCGCAACGACAGCGAGCCGGUGUAUGUGGGAAAGCCAAGCCCAGAGAUCGAUCUUGCCUGGGAUGCAUUGAUCAUACCUCGGUUCGCAGGAUUGUACCGAGAGGAUGCCGAGCGCCUGGGGUUGACGUUGAGCGGUGACGACUACGAGCAUGACCGCAUUUGGAUCGAACCAAGCGGAUAUCAUGAUUUGCACUGUCUGAAUUACAUCCGAAGAGCGCUGGAUCGCGAAUACUACACAGAAAUCGUCUUCGACCGCACGACGCCCGUCAUGCCUGGCAUGGCAAGCGACCGGCUACACUUGGGUGAGGCGUGCCUGUCUGAAGGUGAACUACUUGGGCCGUGA